AGGAGACAGAAAGAGAAAGGGCAGGAACGAGCUGCCUGCUGCUCUCUGUGCGGCCCUCCUUGAACCCUGGCUUCUUACCUUCCGUUCUGACCAGGACCUCUGCCCGCGGAGGAGACUUGGCCCCUACUUCCACACUGAUUAAUCAAGAGUGAAAAACCUGAAGCGAUGCAAGCAGGAAGAAGAAAUUAAACUAGGCUGAGGAGCGAUGCGACAGGCGUGAUGGAGGUCGAGUCCUCCUACUCGGACUUCAUCUCCUGUGACCGGACAGGCCGGCGGAAUGCAGUCCCUGACAUCCAGGGUGACUCGGAGGCCGUGAGCGUGCGGAAGCUAGCUGGAGACCUGGGCGAGCUGGCACUUGAGGGGGCAGAAGGACAGAAGGAGGAAAGUUCCCCAGAGAAGGAGGCCAGCAGCCAGCCCCAGGGCAGUGAUGCGAGCAGCUCAUCUUGAAUCCAGCCUUGGUCCUGCAGGCUAACUGUCCCCUCCUGGACUGGAGCCCUGGCACAACCCAGCAGUCUCUUCUCUGAGCAGCCAGAUGGACUGAGCCUCGUGGAGGCCUCUGUGCCGCCUAUUCCAGCAAAGUCCUCUGCCCACACCAUGGUUCCACUUCCCUUCCACCUCCCCGCAGUGCCCAGGUACACCAUCACCACGGGAUGUUAUUUAUUCAGCCAGGUGGGGCCCGAGCCAGGCCCCGCCCCCCAGGUGGGCAGUCCCUACCUGGACAGGGACUGUUCCCACACCAUUCAUCCCUCCAGUCAGCCGCCUAUGUCAGAAAGAUCUUCCUAUCCCUUUUUUAAAGCCUCUUUUACAUUUUUUAAAAACAUAACUUUUUUCAGCAGAGAAGGGGGAGCUGACAAUCACUUUUUUCGGUUUUGGUUUUGGUUUGUUUUGGAAGCCGUUUUAAGCUUAGUUCUGAUGAUCUAUGCAGCUCUAAGUUCCCCUCAUGGAGCCUCAGAUCCAGUUGUAGGGAAAGGAUUUGGACUCAAAACUAGCUGACCAGUUCUUUGCCCUUUGUACCAAGAGAGUGAUACUUAGGUUCCAGGAAAUAAACGCUGAUGAUUUGUGU
Molecule: messenger RNA, 1063 nt
Organism: Microtus ochrogaster (prairie vole)
Lineage: Eukaryota; Metazoa; Chordata; Mammalia; Rodentia; Cricetidae
Gene: Pkig
Product: cAMP-dependent protein kinase inhibitor gamma
Exons: 4
Coding region: 220-447 (75 amino acids)
Biological process (GO): negative regulation of protein kinase activity
Molecular function (GO): cAMP-dependent protein kinase inhibitor activity
Source: RefSeq, a predicted model, not a curated record